Cannabis sativa is the source of this 2228-nucleotide messenger RNA. RefSeq names its product cleavage and polyadenylation specificity factor subunit 3-II. The transcript has 13 exons. Lineage: Eukaryota; Viridiplantae; Streptophyta; Magnoliopsida; Rosales; Cannabaceae. Bases 129 to 2054 code for a protein of 641 amino acids. Gene Ontology annotation, biological process: snRNA processing. Gene Ontology annotation, cellular component: nucleus. The record is from RefSeq and is a predicted model, not a curated record.
AACCUAAUUUUUGGUUCUUUUAUCUAUAAAUGCUGAUUUUCAAAAAAAAAAAAAAAAAAGAAAAUUUGGAGAGGUAACUUAAAAAAACAAAUUGAUAAAACCAAAUUUGCCGCCAAAAAAAUUUGGACAUGGCGAUCGACUGUCUCAUCCUUGGCGCAGGACAAGAGGUGGGGAAGAGCUGUGUUGUGGUCUCCAUCAAUGGAAAACGAAUCAUGUUCGAUUGUGGUAUGCACAUGGGCUAUCUCGAUCAUCGCCGAUACCCCGAUUUCUCUCGCAUCCCAAACUAUGAUCAAGGGCGCUCCUCCGGCUCCGCCUUCGACCACGCCAUUGAUUGCAUCAUCAUCACUCAUUUUCAUUUGGAUCACGUUGGCGCUCUUCCUUACUUCACUGAAGUUUGUGGGUAUCGUGGACCUAUUUACAUGACGUAUCCAACAAAGGCAUUGUCUCCACUCAUGUUGGAGGAUUAUCGAAAAGUAAUGGUUGAGAGGAGAGGUGAGGAGGAACAAUUUACCUCUGAUCAUAUAGCGGAAUGUAUGAAGAAAGUUAUAGCUGUUGAUCUAAAGCAGACAAUUCAGGUUGAUAAAGAUCUUCAAAUACGUGCAUAUUACGCAGGACAUGUUCUUGGAGCUGCAAUGUUCUAUGCAAAGGUAGGAGAUAGUGCUAUACUGUACACAGGAGACUAUAAUAUGACACCAGAUAGACAUCUUGGAGCUGCUCAAAUUGAUCGACUUCAUUUGGACCUUGUUAUAUCAGAGUCUACAUAUGCAACAACUAUACGUGACUCAAAAUACAGUCGAGAGAGGGAAUUUCUUAAAGCGGUUCACGAGUGUAUCUCUGGGGGAGGAAAAGUGCUUAUACCCACAUUUGCUCUAGGAAGAGCUCAGGAACUUUGUAUCCUGUUAGAAGAUUACUGGGAGCGAAUGAAUCUAAAGGUUCCUAUUUACUUCUCGGCAGGUUUAACUAUUCAAGCCAAUAUGUACUAUAAAAUGCUUAUCAGUUGGACCAGCCAGAGAAUCAAGGAGACAUAUUCAACCCACAAUGCAUUUGAUUUCAAACAUGUUAAAGAUUUUGAACGGUCAAUGAUAGAUGCGCCUGGACCCUGUGUUCUCUUUGCCACACCAGGAAUGAUAAGUGGUGGUUUUUCACUCGAGGUCUUUAAACAUUGGGCUCCUUCAGAAAAGAAUCUAAUUACACUGCCUGGGUAUUGUGUUGCUGGAACCAUAGGACAUAAAUUGAUGUCAGGUAAACCUUCCAAAAUUGAUCUGGACAAGGACACUUCUGUCGAUGUGCGAUGCCAGAUUCAUCAAUUGUCUUUCAGUCCUCACACAGAUGCCAAAGGUAUCAUGGAUCUUAUCAAAUUUCUCUCCCCUAAGCAUGUAAUACUUGUUCAUGGUGAGAAGCCUAAGAUGGCUACUUUAAAAGGAAGAAUUCAAUCUGAACUAGGCAUUCAUUGUUAUGACCCUGCAAAUAACGAGACAGUAUCGAUUCCAUCAACGCAGUAUGUGAAAGCAGUAGCCUCUGAUGCAUUUGCUCGGAGUUGCUUGAAUCCAAAUUUCAAGUUUUUGAAAAGCAGCUCAGGCAAUGGUUUGCAAGUAACUGACGAAAGGGUAUCCGACGGGAUAUUGGUUUUGGAGAAAAGCCAAAAACCGAAGGUCAUGCAACAAGACGAGCUUUUGCUCAUGUUGGGAGAAAAUGAGCACAAAGUUGAACAUUCUUGUUGUUUUCCUGUCCAUAUCGGCAACAUAGAGAGCUCAGAGCGGUCUAGCACAGGCUUUUGGCUUCGUUUGUUUUCUGCAAGACUGUCUGAUGAGAUUUCUGCUGGGAUUAUUGUCCAAGAUUUUGAAGAGCAUAUUCAAGUAGAGUCAUUUCAUCUGUCCAUUUGUUUGAAAGAUAGUUGCUCUCACAGGAUAACAGAUGAUUCUCAAAAUAAAUCCGAAUCGGUAUUUUGUUGCUGUACUUGGUCAGUGGAAGAUGAAAAGAUUGCAUGGAAGAUCAUUUCAACCAUGAAAAAUUUCAACUUGAAUCCGGGGCAACAAGAUGCAUCUAAUAAUUGAGGAACUCUUUGUUCUGUCUUUAUGAGCAAGCUUAUGAACAAAGAUAAAUUAUUUUAAUCUAGCAACUGGCAACAAUCAAUAGUGAUCAAUUUAAUCCCCAUAUCUUUUUGCAUAUAUGGUGUAAGUUAAAUUUGUAUGAUUUUUGAUCAUUAAAUUAUUAAGACCAUUGAUUUA